This is a messenger RNA of Oncorhynchus keta (chum salmon), 3486 nucleotides long. Its product is annotated as cytoplasmic polyadenylation element-binding protein 3-like. Gene Ontology annotation, cellular component: synapse; neuron projection; nucleus. Gene Ontology annotation, molecular function: mRNA regulatory element binding translation repressor activity; translation factor activity, RNA binding; ribosome binding. The transcript has 11 exons. Bases 371 to 2407 code for a protein of 678 amino acids. Gene Ontology annotation, biological process: negative regulation of cytoplasmic translation. The record is from RefSeq and is a predicted model, not a curated record. Lineage: Eukaryota; Metazoa; Chordata; Actinopteri; Salmoniformes; Salmonidae.
CAGAUUUGCACAGUUCCAUAUGCUGUGUUUGCCUCAAGUCAAUGAACUACACUUUCUCCCCAUUUAGGCUUACACACAGGUGUUUGUAGCACGCUAGAUCGCUACUUAGCACAGGCUGCCGCCUCCUAAACAAGCGCUGUAACAUUGAGAUAUGGCCUUGGGAACACUAACCCUAUUUACCGGCUAUGAAUGGGUUAACGAUGAUAGUCAAUAAAAGUCAUAUUUAAAUACUAGCCUGAUUUAAUGCAAAAAUGCAUGGGCCUACAUUCAAAACAAAAGCUGACCAAAACAAUAGUAUUUUUUUCGACCAAACUUUGCAUUCCGGACAAGUUACACUAAUAAACUACAUUUCCCUGAAGCCUCCUCAUCCAUGCGCCGCAGUCGAUCAGCUGUUGAAGCAACUGCUGACUACCUCCGGACGAAGGCUCAGCAAACCAUGCAGGAUGAUUUACUGAUGGACAAAAACAAAGCCCAACAUCAGCAGCUAGAUCCAGCAGUAGACCCUCCCUCCACCCCGACCCCUUCGGAUCCCCCUACAUUAGAUGAGAGCCCGUCGAGUGUGAGCAACCAAGCAGCUUCAGCUCUCAACAAAGAGAAAGUGCCGAUGGAGUCUCCGAUCCUGCCAGGCUUGAGUUUUCAUCAGCCGCAGGAAACCGGUGGCACCCUGUCCCCCUCAUAUGGUAGCACUUGGUCUACUGGAACUACGAACACCGUGGACGACAAUUUUAAUCAAGGAAUACCCUCUGUGAACGGAACAAUGCUUUUCCAGAACUUCCCCCACCACAUAAAUCCGGUAUUUGGAGGCAAUUUCUCACCUCAGCUUGGCUUGGCACAGUCUCAGCAUCCACAGCAGCAAGCCCAGCACCAGCCAGCGCAGCAACGGAGAUCCCCUGUUAGCCCCAACCACGGUCCUUUUCCACGGAGAAACGCUUACAGUCACCAGUCUGUCAUGAAUAGCAAGGCUUUUUCACCUGCCUCAUCUUCGGGUUGGAAUAAUCACCAAAAUGCCACUUGGAGCACAGCCUCCAAUCCAUGGAGCGGUCUCCAGGCAGGCAGGGACCCGCGAAGAGCUGUGGGAGUCGGGGUUGGUGUGGGGGUCGGUGUAGGGGUGCCUCCUUCCAUGAACCCCAUCUCCCCGAUGAAAAAGCCCUAUUCUAGCAACGUUAUAGCACCCCCAAAAUUCCCGAGAGCUGGUCUCCUCACACAGAAAUCUUGGAUGGAGGACAACGCCUUAAGGAUGGACAACAGCAACAAUAUGCUGCCUUUUCAGGACCGGAAUCGGCCCUUUGAUGCAUUUAGCUUGCACUCUUUGGAGAACUCCUUAAUGGAUAUGAUAAGGACUGAUCACGACAAAGGUAAACCACACCCAGCUGGUGGCCCACCAAUGAGUAUCGCUGAUAUUAUAUGGAGGAAUCAUUUAGCAGGUCGCAUGGGUCUGAACUUCCACCACCCCGGAGCAGAGCACAUUACGCCAUUAAACACCAGGAGCUAUGGCCGCAGAAGAGGUCGCUCUUCGCUCUUUCCCUUUGAGGACGGUUUCCUGGACGACGGUCACAGUGACCCCUCUCUGACCCCGGGCUUGAACUCGCCCACGCGCUGUCAGAACGAAGAGCGGAUGGAGCGCUACUCCAGGAAGGUGUUUGUUGGAGGCCUGCCUCCUGACAUAGAUGAAGAUGAGAUCACCAACAGCUUCCGUCGCUAUGGACACCUGGUUGUGGAUUGGCCCCACAAAGCCGAGAGCAAGUCCUACUUUCCGCCUAAAGGCUAUGCUUUCCUGCUGUUCCAAGAGGAGACCUCUGUCCAGGCCCUGAUUGAUGCCUGUAUUGAGGACGAUGGCAAGCUUUACCUGUGUGUCUCCAGCCCAACUAUCAAGGACAAGCCAGUCCAGAUCCGCCCCUGGAACCUAAGUGACAGUGACUUUGUGAUGGACGGCUCCCAGCCGCUGGACCCCCGAAAGACCAUCUUUGUGGGGGGCGUGCCCCGGCCUUUACGUGCAGUGGAACUAGCUAUGAUCAUGGACAGGCUUUAUGGCGGCGUGUGCUAUGCCGGCAUCGACACUGACCCGGAGCUCAAGUACCCCAAGGGGGCGGGCCGAGUGGCCUUCUCCAAUCAGCAGAGCUACAUCGCUGCCAUCAGCGCCCGAUUUGUUCAACUGCAGCACAAUGACAUUGACAAACGGGUUGAGGUGAAGCCCUACGUCCUGGACGACCAGAUGUGUGACGAGUGCCAGGGGGCGCGUUGCGGGGGGAAGUUUGCCCCCUUCUUCUGUGCCAACGUCACCUGCCUGCAGUACUACUGCGAGUACUGCUGGGCCAGUAUCCACUCCCGGGCAGGCCGAGAGUUCCACAAGCCACUGGUGAAGGAGGGGGGCGACCGCCCUCGACAAGUGUCCUUCCGCUGGAGCUGAGGGGCUCGAGAUGAGCCCCCCCACCCACCACCACGACAUCGGUGAAGAGAACUACAAAUACAUGGUUCAUUCUUUUUCAAACUACAACGCUUGACUACAAACUCAUUGUCCAGUGUACCCUUAUGAUAAUAGGGGGAAAAAAUGUAUUGCGUAAGUCUAUCUGCUUAGAAUUUGCACUGUGGCACAAAUACUCACUAAACACACAUGGGAUGGUAUGUUAGAGAAACCUGAUUUAUGUUUGAGUCCCCUGUUCCAUGACCGGGUUGGUCAGUGUCUCCUGUAGAACCCCACUGAGCUGUGGCAGAAGUGAGACUAUACAGUACAUAUAUAUUUAAAAGGUAUAUAUAUUUUUUGUUUUAUAUAUAUAUAUAUAUAUCUAUCUAUACAUAUAUAUAGAUAAUUACAUUCUAUGUGAAAGGAACAUGCACUUAUUAAUUUUUAGGAUAUUGCCCCUUUAAAAAAACAUUACCAAAGGCAAAAAUAGAAUUACUGCAUACAGAAAAACUGAAUAGUAAGAUGAAGAUGUAGAUGUAGCAAGACUAAACAGUUAUCCAGUAGUGUGGGCCACAGUAGCCCAGAUAAAAAUAACAUGGCUAUAUUUUCUCUCCAUUUUGACUUUGAAAAUAGUAAAAUGAAUACCUCAAGGCGAAAUCAGAUUUUGUUUCGCUUUUGAUUAGUAGGUCUUAUUUUUAUUUUUUUACAUUUUAUUUUCUAGCAUUAUGUUAAUGUAAUGCCGCAAUAGCUUUUGCUGCUAAAUCCAUGGUAUUAACAGAUACCGUAGUAAUUUAUUCAGGCUAGGAUGUUCUAGCAAUUAUGAUGGCACCUGGUGAUAAGGAUGAUGACAGGCUAUCAUUGUAGGUAGACUUGCGGUUGGGCCAGUAACCGAAAGGUCGCUGUUUUGAAUCCCCGAGCCGACUGUGAUAAAUCUGUCGAUGUGCCCUAGAGCAAGGCACUUAAACCCUAUUUGCUCCUGUAAGUAGCUCUGGAUAAGAGCGUCUGCUAAAUGACUCAAAUGUAUUUGUAUUUUUUUUAUAACGAUGAGAGGGGGUUGUCCAUUACUAAAUUAUGCCUAGUAUGUU